This is a messenger RNA of Heteronotia binoei (common prickly gecko), 2870 nucleotides long. It is a transcript of the gene BCCIP, whose product is annotated as BRCA2 and CDKN1A interacting protein. NCBI's taxonomy places the organism in Eukaryota, Metazoa, Chordata, Lepidosauria, Squamata, Gekkonidae. The coding region runs from base 221 to 1159 and encodes 312 amino acids. The record is from RefSeq and is a predicted model, not a curated record. The transcript is spliced from 7 exons. Gene Ontology annotation, cellular component: nucleus.
AGGCAGCCACGGGGAGGGGAGCAAGGGAAACGUCUGGGUCGCGUGAAGAGAGCGGCGACUUCAGAUAGCGCAGGGCGCCGGCAUUUCGCUCACCUCCCCGGGCAGCCCCGUGGGCAGCGAAGGAUCCUCGCCCGCGUCCGGCUCCCACUUUCUUCUUCCUCGCCGCAGCCUUCCUUUCCGGGUUAGGGGCGCAUGCGCAGAAGAGCUGGGAAGCGGCAGCAUGGCCUCUCAGGCUAAGCGGAGGAGAACCGACGGGCCGCCGGAUUGUCGGGAGGAGGGCGCUGACGGAGACGACUCUGAGUCGGAGGAAGAAGAUGAGGAGGAGGAGGAGGACGACGACGAAGAAGAAGAAGAAACAGAAGAAGAAGAGCUCGACGAGGAAGUGAAUGUUGAAUUUGAAGCACAUUCAAUAUCAGAUAAUGAUCAUAAUGGAAUUAAAAAAUUGCUACAACAGCUUUUUCUGAAGGCUCCUGUUAACACAGCUGAGCUGACUGAUAUAUUGAUACAACAAAAUCACAUUGGGAGUGUUAUCAAGCAAGCUGAAGUUCUUGAAGAAAGUGAUGAUGAAGAUGAUGCUGAUGAGGUUUUUGGCUUUAUAAGCCUUUUAAACUUAACUGAAAGGAAGGGUACCCAGUGUGCUGAGCAAAUUAAAGACCUGAUUUUAAGCCAAUGUGAGAAGAACUGUGAGCAGAGUAUGGUUGAACAGCUGGAUAAACUCCUAAGUGACACCACCAAGCCUAUAGGCUUUCUGCUAAGUGAAAGAUUCAUUAAUGUACCUCCGCAGAUCGCUCUGCCCAUGCACCAGCAACUACAGAAAGAACUGACAGAAGCACAGAGGACAAACAAACCCUGUGGAAAAUGCUACUUCUAUCUUCUUAUUAGCAAGGCAUUUAUUGAUGCAAAGAGUAAUGCUAGAAAAAAGGGAAGCAGAGUACAGAAGAAAGAAGAACUUAUGUUUUCGAAUGCUGAAGAAGAAUUCUUUUAUGAAAAUGCACUUCUGAAGUUCAGUUACUCUGUACAAGAGGAAAGUGACAUGUGUUUGGGAGGCAGAUGGUCUUUUGAAGACACACCCAUGAAACCUUUGAGAACUGUGAUGAUAAUCCCUGCUGACAAGAUAAACAGCAUAAUGGAUAAACUAAAAGAAUAUCUUUCUGUCUGAACCACUAUCUGCUAACAAUGGCUUUGUGACAUCACCCCACAAGAGUGCUUUGAUUUUUAAAUGUUUUCUAGAUUUUUUUCUAUAUCAGUUUUGUGUUCUUUCAGCCAUGCAGUUAGCUACUUACAACAUUCUUAUAUGCCAUUAUGAGAUGGUAUUUAAAUAUCUGAUUACAAGUGUAAUAAAGACAUCAUUUUAAGAAUUGACAAAUACCUUUUCACCAGUUACAGAUAGUGUGUUCCACAUUAUCAAAUAUGAUGAUAAACUGUUAUAAUCACUUUGUUCAACUGUAAAAUACCUGUACAUUUAUGAAGACUGAUAACUGGGGUGUAUACAGUAAACAGUUGUUAUGUAUACUUCAACUUAGUUUUAUCUAGGAAGCUUACUGAAUAAUGCAUCGUUGUUCAGCAGGUGUUUGAGGAUAUUUUUCACAUUCUUUGUCUUCGGUGAUGGGUUUUUGUUCCUUACCUACUCUUGAAAUGGGUGAUAAAUGAUUGAUUGCUUCUUGCAGAAUAGCCUUGCUUUCACUAGGAGGCAGGUUGCUAAAAUAGUAUUGAGGCACUAGCUUCAUAAAUCUGAUACAAAACAGAAUAAACAAGGAAGGACACGUUUUUAAGAUGAACAUUUCCUUGUAUUUUUAUAUUACCAUUUUAUAGCUCAUGCAAAGAAUGCUUAUAGACAGAUAUUUUAAUGCAUUAUAUACAGAACUGAACAGUUGGAAUCUAGGAUUAGUUCCAAAGAAAAUUUUCAUAUGAAAGUAUGGAUACUUUAUAUUCCUAAGCAUCUUUACAAAUUAAUAUACUCCAUCUGACCUUAGAAUGGUAGGAAAUGGCUUCCAGUUGUUCCAGAUUGCAUGUUAAAUACAGAAUGUUCCUGGACUUGAACAUACAAAGAACAAAUUCCAUUUGUAUAUUUGGCACAUACACUAUUGAAAUUCAUAGCCCAAGAAGGGCCAAACUUUUAUCUAUUUUAAUGAAUCUAGUUUAAGCAGAAUGUCCUAAUGCUAUGUCUACUGCAUUGGUUUUAAAAGUCAUAGUAGUUGCUAGUCCACAUUCAGUAGAAAUGAUUGCCAUUCAGAAGCCUGAAAUGGUGAGAAAUGCUUCCUUGCCUGUUUAACUGGAGAUGUCAGUUUACCACAGGGUAGUACAAACCAAGGUGCACUGAUAAAAUACCAAACACUCAGGGCUUUUAUUCUGUAGUAGAUCUAUGUUCUUCAACAUUACUUUCUAAUACUCUACUCCAGUUUCAAGAAUGGCAUGGAUUUUGUUCUACUUUGGUUUUAGAACUGUUGAUUGUUCUGCCAAAAUAUAUUCUCCCAUUUAAGACCAGUACUUUCAGUAAGUGUUAUUAAAAGGGGGGUAGCAGUGUAUCAUUUUGAACUCACUCAAUAUUUGGGUAGGCACAACGUUGAGCUAGUAAAAUAGAACUGGAGCAGCUAAAGGCUGAACAUUCCUAUUUAAAUUUCUAAUUAAAAUUUUAAUCUCUCAUGCCAUGGCUCACCAAGCAAAAUGCAUUAACCAGAAAUUAUUUAUUUCAUAAAAACCGCUUCUGAAGUUCAGCCAUGCUGGGCUGCAGCCUCAAACCAUCUGUAUAGGAAGGGUCUAAUUCAUUUCAUACAGAGAAAUUAUGUUAUUGUGACCUCUACCGGGUCUCUUCUACAAGGGCUUUUAUUAAAAGCCUAGUUGUAUUCCAGUGCUAGCACCUCCCCCCACCC